Molecule: messenger RNA, 2002 nt
Organism: Choloepus didactylus (southern two-toed sloth)
Lineage: Eukaryota; Metazoa; Chordata; Mammalia; Pilosa; Megalonychidae
Gene: THAP11
Product: THAP domain containing 11
Exons: 1
Coding region: 413-1312 (299 amino acids)
Biological process (GO): regulation of transcription by RNA polymerase II
Cellular component (GO): nucleoplasm
Molecular function (GO): RNA polymerase II cis-regulatory region sequence-specific DNA binding
Source: RefSeq, a predicted model, not a curated record
GAAUACACCUCUCUCGUCUACCGGGUGUGGGGAAGAAUUUGCUCUGCUGAGGCCAAGACGAUGCCCUGGAAAAAGGCCGGAAUAAGCUAGCCCCCGCUCCGGAAGUGAGCGACUUCUGGCGCGGUGCAUUGUGGGGGGCGUAGUCCCCCUUCCCAGGCGGUCCUUCGCGGCGUCCCCGGGGCCGACUCCCGAGCGCAGGCAGUAGUCAGGCAGGCGGCGCGGCGCGGGCCGGCGGGAAGCGUAUUCUGAGCGCGGGGCGCUAGGCCGGGCCGGCCGCCCCGGGUGGCAGUAGUGGGAGGCCGCCCGAGGCCUCGCGCAGCGCCGCCCGUCGAGGGGCGGGCGGCGGCAGACCAGUCGAGCCGUCGAAGGGCGCGGGAGGCCGGUGGGCCGGGCCGGGCCGCGCGGAGCAGCCAUGCCUGGCUUUACGUGCUGCGUGCCGGGCUGCUACAACAACUCGCACCGGGACAAGGCGCUGCAUUUCUACACGUUCCCCAAGGACGCUGAGCUGCGGCGCCUGUGGCUCAAGAACGUGUCCCGCGCCGGCGUCAGUGGGUGCUUCUCCACCUUCCAGCCCACCACGGGCCACCGUCUCUGCAGCGUCCACUUCCAGGGAGGCCGCAAGACCUACACCGUGCGCGUCCCCACCAUCUUCCCGCUGCGCGGCGUCAACGAGCGCAAAGUAUCGCGCAGACCCGCAGGGGCCGCGGCCGCCCGCCGCAGGCAGCAGCAGCAACAGCAGCAGCAGCAGCAGCAGCAGCAACAGCCGUCGCCAUCGGCCACCACUGCCCAGACCGCCCAGCUGCAGCCGAACCUGGUGUCUGCCUCAGCGGCCGUGCUCCUCACCCUUCAGGCCGCCGUGGACAGUAGCCAGGCCCCGGGAUCUGUGCCCCCGGCGCCCAGCACUCCCAUUGGAGAAGACGUGAAGCCCAUUGACCUGACAGUACAAGUGGAGUUUGCAGCCGCAGAGGGUACCGCAGCUGCCGCCGCCGCCUCGGAGCUGGAGGCUGCCACGGCAGGGCUGGAGGCCGCUGAGUGCCCUAUGGGUCCCCAGUUGGUGGUGGUAGGGGAAGAGGGCUUCCCUGAUACCGGCUCCGACCACUCGUACUCGUUGUCGUCAGGCACCACGGAGGAGGAGCUCCUGCGCAAGCUGAACGAGCAGCGGGACAUCCUGGCGCUGAUGGAGGUGAAGAUGAAGGAGAUGAAAGGCAGCAUCCGCCACCUGCGUCUCACCGAGGCCAAGCUGCGGGAAGAACUCCGCGAGAAGGAUAGGCUGCUGGCCAUGGCUGUUAUCCGCAAGAAGCACGGAAUGUGAAUGGGUCCCCCAGCGGCCUUUGGGACUCCAGGACACUGCUAGCCCAGGGGGACUUCAGGCCGCUGUUGAAUUCCCCCAUACUCCUGGGGCAUUGGUUGGCAGUACUGAGGCUAAGGCAGCUGGACGCUUUUGCUGGUGACUUAGCAACCUCACUUGUUUCCUCCUGAAGCAGCAGUUUGGCGAUCUAGACUCUGCAUUGGUGACACCAGCAAUUAUGACUUGGUCUUCCCCCCAGUUUGUCUUGCAGAUUCUGGUUAAGCAGAAGCUCAGAAUCACUGAACUUGUAACCCCUAGGAAUCAGAUGGGAUGCUUAGGGACUGUGGGUUUAGGAAGACAACAACUUGAGGUUGGCUAGCAGUCAGAGACUACUCUUGUGUGUGUAAUGAUAAGAGAUUCAAGUAACAUCAGUUCUCCUUCUCCUUUUCAUGCUUUUCUUUCCCAGGUGCAGCCUGUGAUUCUGAUGGGGACUGGCAGCUCUGUGCUUCUGCCUCCUAGGAUCUUCCUCCCCAGGAGGCCAUCUAUGAGGGGAUCUGUUUGAUUUGCUCAUGGAGAUACAGCUUGCCAGGGACUUAGGUUUAUCCUGUUGUGUUUGCUACUGGUUACAAAUUCUAUUUUCUGUACAAUUAGUCAGACUAAAGUUUUCACUGUGUUUGUUUGGCAAAACAAAUUAAACAGAAAGUAAGGUUUUUA